GAAUGUUACAUUCCAUAUCGUAAUUUGUAUUGAAAAGCACAGCUUGCGAAUACACCACCGCUGACAUUGUUGGUUUAUAUUCAGGCAUUGAUGAGAGUAUGUGUGUAACCAUGUAAUUUAGAUUUAAGAUGCUUAAGUUGUAGGUUCAGUAGGGCGAGGAUUCUUUGAUUCACUGCCAUGUGUCAAUUAAAAGAAAUAAAGCAUGCAACCAUGGAUAUCUUGAUGAUCAAUGGGUCAUUGCAAAAGAAAUAUUUGAUAAAAAAGCCUUACGAUGGAAUACAACCGACGAGUACAAGCUAUUCUUUCCAAUAUUAUGGAAGAUAUUGGGGUGACACGGUUAACCAUUGCAAAACGACGAAGGACUUGGCUUAUGAAAGAAGCGAUACGAUCAGUAAAAGUUUCAUUGCAAAUUUACAAUGCAGCUGCAGAAACGAGAUUCAAGAGAUUUUACUUUGGAAGCCAAAGUGAGGCAACGACUACUUUAGAUAUGGGAUCAGACAUUGAUAUGCUCUAUUGUAUUGAAGGUAGUCAAGUUAUAUGCAAAAUGGGUGAUUGGAAAUAUGGCACCAGUAACUUGUUUGUUAAAAAGGACGAACACACUCCGCCACAACACUGCAACCUUUUAUUGCUGAAACUUGAAAGCCCAGAACCUGAUAGGUUCUUUUCUAGUUUAGAUGAUGCAUCUGAUGAUGCAAUAUGUUUAGACGAAGAAGGCAAUUCUUUUCUGCUCAAUAUAGUCAGCUCUUUAUAUCUUAAAGAGAUUUGCCUUCCUGACGAGCACCUGGCAAAACAUGGUCCAUCAGUUCACUGGGACCCCAAUUUUGAUUUUGUAAAAGCUUUCAACUGCCCAGCACUGCCAGAAGAAUGUAAAUACGCCUUUGCUAGGCCGCGUCCAGGGCAUUGGCCAAGUGCAAGACUGCUUGACGAAGCAAAGACUGUUGGCGCGUUUGUUGUACCUCAGUGGUAUAGCGAAACCCCAACAAAUCCGCCGAAACAUCCAAAUAGGGGACCGUGUUUGAACGAUUACUUUCAGACAGUAAAUAAAAGAGCACUACUUGAAUGGAGAUUUUCAACGUCAAACAUGGAGAGGCUUUUUGUCUUUGAUUGGAAUUUGCAACAGUUGAAGGCCUAUGUUCUAUUGAAAAUUAUUCGAAAGACAUUCCUGAAACCUGUAAUUGGGGACAGACUUAGUACGUUUCACAUGAAGACGGCUAUGAUGUUCACCAUUGAAAGCUAUCCUCCUCAUAUUUGGACGGAUGAUAACAUUUUGAACUGUGUCAGCCUUUGUCUCACAACUCUGCUCAGAUGGAUGAAGCUGAAAUACUGUCCCCAUUUCACAAUUGCUAACGUUAACUUGUUCACUGGAAAGAUUCACACACACGAGCUACCCCGAUUGAUUGAACUUAUUUCGAGCUUAGUUUCAACCCACAUGCAGUGUGUUUUUGAUAUUGAAAUGGACUACAUUGGCGAAAGACUUUUUAGCAAAGUUGCAGGCUUUCGAUGUCCGUGUCCAUCUUGGAUUCAAGCUAAUGGCUUGGUGGCAGUUUCGAUGGCAGCCGAAUACACUAGCGAAUACUUCAAAUGCUUGGUGGAGAUUAUGCACGGACUCGAGAAGAUGGACUACAGCGAAGUUGUUUUGAUGAUUCGACGGCAGACUGGUAUUUUGAAAAAGUGGUGUGACAACGGAAGCGACCUUGAAAAAGAAGCUGCUGGUGUACUUCAGCCGAUGUGGUCAACAGCAUCAAUCAGAGUAUCUAAGUGUAUGGAGCUGAAAAGAAAGAUCCCACAAAAGAUUAUGGAAAUGAAUACUUUGCGAGAUGAUCUGGGUUCAGUUCCAUGUAAACUGAAGUAUGCCUCAAUGUUCUAUUGCAGUGGUCAGUACAGCGCCGCGGCAGCGAUUUUGUCUGCUUGUGAACGAAAGCUCGCCACUGCUGGAUGGCAAAUAACACUCAUACCCGGUCGCGAAUGCAGAUUUCCUUUAGGAGGAACGCACAGCAUAUUUAUAAUGCGCUCCAACAUUGAACUUUUCCAUUCCAUCAUAGUGACGAGUGUUGUGUUUUCUCGCCACGAAAUGCAUUCUCUACCUGGACGUCUUGUAUAUGAAAUGUUCAGAACUGUUACCAACGAGGACAAGCUGGAUAGACACCCAUACACGGACAUCUGGAUGGAUUUUGCCGUGGUUGAUCCUGUCCCUUUCCUGUACUAUCUGCAGUUUCUUACAUACACUGAAAUGGGAGACGCGAACGAAAAACAAAGAGCUUUGGACAAGCUGGUUGACCAAAUCAAGUUUGAUAAUGGUCAGUUUGAAACUUUACUCAAUAUGCUUGGCCAUUGUUUAGAAUUGAACGGAGAAUACGUGGGCGCCUGGAGUCUCUACAAAGCAUCCCUGAGUCGCUUUCGUCGCAAUAACGCGACUGUGUGGCAUAUGUGCAUAUUAGUCAAUCUGCUUAUCAGCAAUUGUUUUAUCGCUAAAUAACAAAGCGUAUAUGUAUACAGUUAUAAUGAUAAGAGAAGUUUAUUGUUCAGAUCUUAACACAUGUUUCGAGUGAAGCUGGAAUCACCAAAAACAUAAUCUUUAAUUUAUUUAUUUUCGUUUGUAUUUGAAUGCCAAUUGAAAGUACACACUGCUGUUUUCAUAAUUAAAUGAGGACAAUAUAUUGUUAAUCAAAAGAGGAGACAGUGUGUACCGAAAAGUUUUACAAAGAAAAUAAUACAAAUAUGCCUGAGCUGCCUAGGCUUUUAUUUCGAACAAAUCUCAGAUUUGAACAUCAACAUGAACAACUGCUACAUAUAAUGACAAAAGUGAUUCUGGAAAUGAUAAUGAAGUAUAGAUCAGGCGUAUUCCGUUAAUGUUUAAGUGUUAAUUUGAGUAUGUGCAUGGCAUGGUAUCUCCGUGGUUUGGUGUUUCCUACCUAUGUUUGUAAUGCAUCUGUGCGCGGCAGGUUGUCUCCGCGGUUAGGUGUUCCCUACCUAUGUGUGUUAUGCAUCAGUGCGCGGCAGGUUGUCACUCUAGUUUGUUCUUCCCUAACUAUGUAUGUAAUGCAUCUGUACGCGGCGAUUUGUCACCCUAGUUUGUUAUUCCCUAACUAUGUAUGUAAUGCAUCUGUGCGCGGCAAGUUGUUUCCGUGGUUUGGUGUUCCCUACCUAUGUGUGUAAUGCAUCUGUGCGCGGGAAAUUGUCUCCGUGGUUUGAUGUUACCUACCUAUGUGUGUUUUGAUCUGUGCAUGGCAUGCUGUCUCCGUGGUUUGUUGUUCCCUACCUAUGUGUGUAAUGCAUCUGUGCUUGGCAUGCUGUCUCCGUGGUUUGGUGUUCCCUACCUAUGUGUGAAAUGCAUCUGUGCGUGACAGUUUGUCUCCGUGAUUUGGUGUUCCAUACCUUAGUGUGUAAUGCAUCUGUGCGUGGCAGGUUGUCUCCGUGGUUAGGUGUUCCCUACCUGUGUGUAAUGCAUCUGUGCGCGGCAGGUUGUCUCCGUGUGUAAUGCAUAUGUGCGUGGUAGGUUUUCUCCGUGGUUUGGUGUUCCCUACCUAUGUGUGAAAUGCAUCUGUGCGUGACAGGUUGUCUCCGUGAUUUGGUGUUCCAUACCUUAGUGUGUACUGCAUCUGUGCGUGGCAGGUUGUCUCCGUGGUUAGGUGUUCCCUACCUGUGUGUAAUGCAUCUGUGCGCGGCAGGUUGUCUCCGUGUGUAAUGCAUAUGUGCGUGGUAGGUUUUCUCCGUGGUUUGGUGUUCCCUACCCAAGUGUGUAUUGCAUCUGUGCGCAGCAGGUUGUCACCCUGGUUUGUUGUUCCCUACCUAUGUGUGUAAUGCAUCUGUGCUUGGCAAGUUGUCUCCUUAGUUUGUUGUUCCCUACCUAUGUGUGUAUUGAUCUGUGCAUGGCAGGUUGUCUCCGUGAUUUAGUGUUCCAUACCUAUGUGUGUAAUGCAUCUGUGCGUGGCAGGUUGUCUCCGUGGUUAGGUGUUCCCUACCUGUAUGUAAUGCAUCUGCGCGUGACAAGUUGUCUCCGUGCUUAGGUGUUCCUCACUUAUGUAUUUUAUGCAUCCGUGUGUAGCAAGUUGUCUCCGUUAUUAUUCGGCUCCAGAAAUGUAUCCCCAUAUUAAAUGCCAAUCGGCGGGAAAAGUGUUUUUGCUAAUUAUGAAAAUGGUCGUUUUAUUCACGUUUAUUUAAACGUAGCUCUCGGUGCAACCUUAUGUGAAGCAUGCGUUGCAAAUUCAAGGAAACAACCUUUCAGCGGGGAAUUGUUCAAAAGAGCCAAAGUUUUUAUAUAAGCACGAGAUCUGAUAUGUGCGAAUCCAUGCUCGGCGUACCAUUAAUUAGCGAUUGUUGUUAUUAAAACAAAAGUUAUUUCUACAAAACCGACUGUCUUUAGUUGUAAAAUGUAGUAGCAGGAAUUUAUUCAUAAAUCGAUACAUAAAUUUUACUCAGUUUACUUGUAUAUUUAGAAUACAACCUACAUUUUUAUCCAAUGCAAUUGCAGAUAGAUACCCAUUAAGCACUAUAGACUUAAUCAUUAGGAAUAUUAACUUUCGCAGGGGAUUAAAGGUCCGCCUUCUGCCAAUCAUCCGAUACACACUCCCUGCGUCAGAUUUUGCGUUGUAAAUGUAUCAGCCAAUGAGGUAUUCUAAGUCAGUUAGAUGACCUGAAGUAAAUUCUUAAUAAAUAAUAAUGGGUGGAGUCAUCUUACUAUUACUUGGGCUGCAAACUUUCAUUGACAAUGUACGUGGAAAAUGUUGUAACGCUGUAUGAUGAUGUGGACCAGUCAAAAUGUGUCGGGUAAUGCACCAGUCAAUUGUAACCACGCCCCCUCAAGGGUCUGGGGAAAGCGGGAGAAAUGGACCGUGUUUUUACCUUUCUUGUGGCCCCGCAGAGCCGGGUGAAUGCGGUGGUUUUGUCUUUGCGCCAAAAUAGCGGGGAAUGAUCCUAACCUAGGGUCCAUUGAGUGCGGGGGCAUUUGGCGGGCAUUUUACCAGCAGUUCGUACACGUAGAGUAGGGAUUUUACCCGGGCUUGGCUUGACCGAAAGUCAAAGUCCCCGCUAUUCCCCGGACCUUGGGGGCCGUGGUUACAAUUGACUGGUGCAUAACGCUAGUUGCACGCUGGGUUUUUAAAAGAAAUCAUGUCCAACAGUAUUCGUUCACUCUGACACUACAUUAUUGGUGUAUUUAUAUGAUAGAAGCUAGUCAUGUGUCCCUGAUGUACGCAUACCAAUGCAUGUGAAUCAUCUGU
Mya arenaria is the source of this 5219-nucleotide messenger RNA. RefSeq lists its product as uncharacterized. Lineage: Eukaryota; Metazoa; Mollusca; Bivalvia; Myida; Myidae. The transcript is spliced from 3 exons. Bases 272 to 2476 code for a protein of 734 amino acids. The record is from RefSeq and is a predicted model, not a curated record.